This is a messenger RNA of Vavraia culicis subsp. floridensis, 1188 nucleotides long. RefSeq lists its product as uncharacterized. The coding region runs from base 1 to 1071 and encodes 356 amino acids. The record is from RefSeq and is a predicted model, not a curated record. The transcript has a single exon. Lineage: Eukaryota; Fungi; Microsporidia; Pleistophoridae.
AUGAGAGAAGAAGAACCAUUUAGUAUGUCAUCAGAUGAGGAAGACUAUGUGCCAUCGAACAGGAAAAGUGUUAAAAUAGUUCCUUCAAGCAACGUGGACAAAAAAAGUGGUAAAUUUAACAAAAAUUGGAGGCAAACAAAAAAUACCAAAAUACACGAUAGCGUAGAUACCUAUGCAGAGCUCAAGGAUAAAAUAAAAGAAUGUUUUAAUGAGGGGGUCGUUGUGCCCGUCAUGUCCCUCAAUCUCCUGUACUGUGAAAAGCACAUAACGAUGUUCGAUUGCAAAAAGGGACCAUGCAGAAAGGGAAAAUACCACGGACACAAAACAUUGACGAGUUUUCUUACGUGUUGCGAUGACAGCUUUGCGCUACUCAACUACAAAAAUUUGUUCGUUAUGAGGAGAGAUAAAGCAGCAACAGAGCUCACGCAGAAACGAUUGGCGGUACAUUACAAGAAUGUAAAGAAGGAUGACGAAUCAAGAUUGCUUCAUCUUGAAAUAAUGAUAAUAAACAUGUUCGCGGCCAAGACAAUUGUUCCGAUCGAGGAUUUGGAGAAGGUAUUUUACGAUGUGUACAGAGUAGAGAUAUCAGAAUUCUGUGAGAAGCAUGGUGUACUUAAAACACUCCAAAUCCUCAAUUCACCUAAUAUGGUAGUGAGUAUAUCGCAGAAAUCCAAUAAUAUUGUGUGCAUACCAACGUUUAGGAAGGAGUUUAGUGACUAUAAAAAGCGAGCUGAUAAAUAUGCACGUGUUCUUAGCGUCGAGGAUAGUAUUCUACGGCCAAAGCUAGUAAGUCAGAGCCCGUCGCGGUCCAAAGAUGAGGAAGGCGACCAUAAUUUCAAGUCGAAUAGUUGCGAGCUGUUUAAGAACGAGAAGUACAGCAAUAUAUUAACACUUGCAGAUCUCAACGUUCCAAGAUCGAUCCAGAAAAAAAGUAUGAACUUUCCGCGUCCCAGCGAGCUAUACAAAGAGCUGGAGUGUGAUUCGGGUGUUGAUCCAAUGUGGUCUUAUAUUCUCCAGGCACUCAACUUGGACGAGGAGGAGGAUGCGUUUAUAGACAUAAAUAAAGGAUAAACGCUAUGUAACAGGUGUGUCUUGUUGUGUGCUGCUGUAUUUUAAUCGAGAAUACAUAUUAUGUGCAAGGUUCGUGCCACUAUUCAAGUAAUUUAAAUGGGUGGAAAGAGAAUAAGC